This is a messenger RNA of Cyprinodon variegatus (sheepshead minnow), 770 nucleotides long. It is a transcript of the gene rpp21, whose product is annotated as ribonuclease P protein subunit p21-like. The transcript is spliced from 5 exons. Gene Ontology annotation, biological process: tRNA processing. Gene Ontology annotation, cellular component: nucleolar ribonuclease P complex. Bases 119 to 616 code for a protein of 165 amino acids. Lineage: Eukaryota; Metazoa; Chordata; Actinopteri; Cyprinodontiformes; Cyprinodontidae. The record is from RefSeq and is a predicted model, not a curated record.
CGUGAACGACGUGCUUUUAUUCUGAAGGAUACGCUCGGAAAUCCGUUCAAGAAAUGUGGAGCUCCAGAAGCCGAUGCCGAUAAAGUGACCGUUAGAUUGUUUGAGACUUCAGUGCGCCAUGGCAGGCCAUUUGAAAGAUAAAGAAGCUUACCAAAGACUUAACUACCUCUACCAGGCUGCUCAUUGUGUCUUAACUCAGAAUCCUGAGAAUCUGGAGCUGGCUCGGUUCUACUGCUUCACGCAGAAAACUAUAGCGAGGCGGCUGGUUCUCAGACAAGACCCAUCAGUGAAGAGAACUUUAUGCAAGAAGUGCUGCUCAUUGCUCAUACCAGGUGUUACUGCCACAACAAGACAGAGGAGAAAACACAGAAAGACUCGCUUCACUGUAGUGAAGUGCCUCAGCUGUGGCCAAACCAAGACUCUGCUGAAUAAUCCAGAUCAUUCUCUGUGGGUGGACCGACCUGAGGCACAGCUGGAGCAGCAGAAACAGGCUGACCCAACCCUGUCAGCUAAAAAUCAGCCUAAAGACGGAAAGGCUGAAGGUUCACAGUCCUCCAAACCAAAGGAUGCUCUGACUGCUGCCAGCACAACAUCUUUAACUUCAGAAAACAUUUAGCUUUAUUCCAGUGGAUCUCAAUGAAUACAUCCUGUACAUUUGUGAAUUUUCUUUUUUUUUUUUCAUCAAAAAUGAACCCUUUUUUUUGAAAAUUGUUUUUAUUUUUCAAAAUGCAUAUACUCCUAUUACUGUUCAGUUAAAGUAAACCUCUUAU